GCCCUGCCUUGCGGCUUAAACCGUUAACGAUCCCCCAUCCCAUCCGCCCCAAUCUUCGAUCCUCCACUACCUCGCUGCCUGCCUGCCUUCUGUGCCUCUUCAACCAUUCCUUCGUUCCAUUGCAAGACCCAGAAGACCACCCACCACGUUCACCCGCCAGAGCAGCCGCAGAAGAGACCGGAUCCAAGCAACUGAACGGUGUGGGAAUUCCCGGAAAGAAAUAAAAAAAAAUAAAAAUACUCUCGGCGGCCUCACCUUCGAGCCCUUCAAGGUUUGAUCGUCGACUUGGACUGGACGACUCCUGGUUGGUAGCCAAGGUAACCACGGUAUACUCACUGAUUACCUUGACCUUGCACACUACCUACCUAGGAGGUACCUCGACCCUUGUGUCCCCAUCGUGUCUACCAUCCCAUCGCUCUGGCUGCUGCUUCAAAUCUCCCUCCUUUUCUGCCUUGUCCCGGAUAUAUCCACCAGCCGUUGCUGUUGGGGCCUUGAGCCGCAUUCCGCGCCUUCAGCUUCCCCAGACGCCCAGCCCCCCCCCUCCCGCUUCACUGUUCCAUCUGGUUGUUGUCCCAUCUGGCGCGGGCUUGUAAUUCUACUACCCCCCGCUCAAUCAAAUCAGUCACGAGGCUGCUCCCACUUGUCUGAUCUCCUCCCAGCGUCGCGUCCAGCGCCCUUUCCGAUCUGCUUUGCGACCUCGACCUGCUGGGCCCUCUCCUCGCUAAACUCCUUACCACACGCACACGCACACACACCCUGGGCUGCUUCUUGCGGCUCUUACAUGCCCGCCGCCCUACGCUGUCGCCCGCCCAGCGCAUGGUCACAGCAGCGCGCGAACUCGCAUAUUCCCUACUUCGACGACUACCAGUACUUUACCAGGACCGCUUGUUGGGAGCCCUCGGGAAGGGCUUUUUUUGACGGGGACCAAGGGACAACCUGGGCGAGCUCUACGGCCGGUGACCCGCGAGUGGAUUAUACAACAGCAAGAGGAGACAAGACAACCUGUCUGUAGUGCAUGACGGGAGGCCUGAGGUCUACGGAUCACAUCAUCCACGAGUUUGCCCGAUCUUCGAUGGCGAAUUGAUAGACGUUCAUUCCGCGAGCGAGAGCACCGACGACACGCGAAAUUAUGAGUACGACGGCCGCUUCCACUCUUGCCUACGAUCCCGCUGGAGAUCGCUACGAUCCAGAUGAGGUACUACUUGCCCAGAAUAGCCCGUUGAUGAAGCCCUAUCACCCCCAGCUUGGGCCACCAACGAGCUCGCUGGACGAGUUUUCUUACCCCAAAGUCAGUCCUCCUUCCAGUCCGAGUAACAAAAGGUCUGAUCGUCGCUUCAAGUCCAAACCGAGUCAGGGUGAUGCCGUCUUGCUUCAUAUGCUUGACGGAGGGAGACGCCCAGAGAUUGCCAUCCAAGCCGGCCUCGAAGCCUUACCAUCAGAGCAUUCCGACAGCGACAGAGACGACUCCCUUGAGCCCGACACUGCUUCUUCCAUGGAUGGUAAUGAAAUCAUUCAAAGCCCUCACUUCAACGGGGAAGACCACGAUGAUAUUGAACACCUCCACCUAAGCCUUCGGCGUCGAAACAUGUCAGCCGAGCCUUCCAGGGAGAUCAACACCGGUGGUGGCUUUGACAGCCUACAAUCUCUUGCAGCCGGUGCCUUGGGCGUGGUUCAAAAUCUCAGCGCUCCCAGUGUCAAGCAAGAAGAGGCAGAUGCAGGUCCCACGCCGCCAAUCACCGAGCAUGAUACAGCGACGGUUCAAUCAACCAUAGCGGCGAGGCGAGCGGAGGCGGAUAAGGAUACAGACAGGGCAACCCAGCCUGCGAUGCUGACUCCGUAUAGUCCGCGAGGAAUUACCUUUUCGCCCCGAGAGCCCGGAAGCAUACCCUCAAUCGCGUCACCCACGAACCCCCUGACACCCAACAGUCUAUCCGAAGGCUUACCGCCAAUUCAUCCGACCUCCCCAGUGUUUGAAGGAGCCUCACAGCAGACACUUCCAUCCAUUAGGGAUUCUCUAGGGGUGGCGGAUCUCAAUCAACUGUCCCGUCCCAUAAUUGAGCGAAGUCCACUUCAACCUUAUCCCGGCUCUCCUCCAGGUUUUCCGACAAGUCUGUUGUCAUACACGAACCAUGCGUCGCCGCCACAAUCGGCCUCUGACCCAUACCGUCGGGAACCUGUUUCGCCCUACUUUUUCUCUCAAGGGAAUGGCCUACAACGGCCGCACGAUUAUGCCAGCGGUCCAGAACCCUCCGCCCCAGAUCAUUCACGCAGUCACAUGAAUGCCUCCGCAACAUCGCCCGGAUCAAUAGCCGACCGAAUGAGCAUUGAUGGCCUAACCAGCCACACGGGUACUUAUGUGUGCAAAUUCCAGGGCUGCAACGCCGCGCCGUUUCAGACGCAGUACUUGCUAAACUCACACGCAAAUGUUCACUCAUCCGCGCGACCUCAUUACUGUCCCGUACCAGGGUGUUCUCGAGGCGAAGGUGGAAGAGGAUUCAAGCGCAAGAACGAGAUGAUUCGGCAUGGAUUGGUGCAUGAUUCACCAGGCUACGUCUGCCCGUUCUGUCCCGACCGAGAGCACAAAUAUCCUCGUCCUGACAACCUCCAAAGACAUGUGCGAGUACAUCAUACUGAUAAGGACAAAGACGACCCCCUCUUGCGCGAAGUCCUUGCUCAGCGGCCUGACGGCCCUAGCCGUGGCCGGAGACGAAGAGGUGGGCCAAGCUGAACUCGGCCAUCCCUCAACACCGCGUUGUCAACACGGACACAUUAUAUUUCCUUGCCUUUGUAGAUUUCUCUUCUCCUCGCUACCCCUUUUUCUCUUUUACUUGCACCACUUAUUGCUUGUCUUUGGUGUUUGGCGCCUGGUGGGUGUACAUAGGCAGGGAACUUGUCACAGCACGGGCUAUAACUACGGCACAAAGAUGAUGCCUAUGUGUGUGUUUUGACCCUGGUGUGGCCGGUCAUAUAUUGUUUUCUCUUCCUUCAUGUUGGGCACUUCUUGUUCUAUCACAAGCAUCGGAGGGCUCGAUUUCUUUUCAGGCAAGCGAGGGAAAACGACCAAAGCUGCAGCUGUCAUUGCGGGACUUCAACCCCUUUUUACCGCAUGUCACUUUCCCCCUCCUUGACAAAACCUUCACUCAUUUUCCCCCCUUUUCAUUGUUUGUAACCUUUUCUUCUUCUUGGCGACUAUUUUUGUCGAUACGUUUUUUUUCUUCUUUUUUUUUUUUUUUUCCUGUCUUUUUUUCUCGUUUCAGCGGGGUGUCUGCCAAUCAACCCCUUUGGUUUUUGUCGAAUUUUGAUGGCGUCAUGGAGUUUGCUGCACAUCAUAUACCACCAGUCUGCGAAUUCUUAUACCACCAUGUUAUCGUUUAUAUUCUGUUAUUACUUUACUUCUUUACUUCUCUUCGAUUGUCAUGCGGCCCCUUGGUUGGCCUCUUUAUAUGCUGGAGUGUGGGGAUUUUUUUUCCCUGAGGGAGACACAAACAAACCAAAACACCUCCCAAUUUUUUACCAAGAAUAAAUUUAUAGCAUUCUUAUCGGCUGCUCAUCAUUAGUCU
Messenger RNA from Neurospora crassa OR74A, 3560 nucleotides. RefSeq lists its product as hypothetical. Gene Ontology annotation, cellular component: nucleus. The transcript is spliced from 2 exons. Lineage: Eukaryota; Fungi; Ascomycota; Sordariomycetes; Sordariales; Sordariaceae. Bases 1130 to 2728 code for a protein of 532 amino acids. The record is from RefSeq and is a predicted model, not a curated record. Gene Ontology annotation, biological process: regulation of transcription by RNA polymerase II.